This is a messenger RNA of Globicephala melas (long-finned pilot whale), 8510 nucleotides long. RefSeq names its product collagen alpha-1(XIX) chain-like. Gene Ontology annotation, cellular component: collagen type IV trimer. Gene Ontology annotation, molecular function: extracellular matrix structural constituent conferring tensile strength. The record is from RefSeq and is a predicted model, not a curated record. NCBI's taxonomy places the organism in Eukaryota, Metazoa, Chordata, Mammalia, Artiodactyla, Delphinidae. Gene Ontology annotation, biological process: extracellular matrix organization.
AUGCUUAUUUUCAGUGAUCCAGUUUCUGAGACAAGGGAAUUCAAACACAAAGUUAACAUAGCAGUUACUACGUUUCUGUUUUCUCAUAGCAGGGUCUCCAAGGCGUUCCGGGCCUUCCAGGUGCUCCUGGCCCGACUGGACCUCCUGGCUUGUUGGGAAGAACGGGACAUCCUGGCCCCUCGGGAACAAAGGGUAACAAGGUACAGAGGGAAAGCCUCACUUACUGUCCAGAUUGGGGCUUGGGGUAGGGGCAAGGGCCCCAAAGGUGAUCCUGGCCCAGUGGGAGAACCUGGUGUGAUGGGGUUGCCAGGAUUAGAAGGAUUUCCUGGUAUAAAGGGAGAUCGAGGCCCGGCAGGUCCCCCUGGAGUGGCGGGAAUCUCGGGGAAACCCGGGGCCCCAGGCCCUCCAGGAGUUCCAGGAGAGCCGGGUGAGAGAGGGCCUGUUGGAGACAUAGGUUUCCCUGGACCAGAAGGACCCUCAGGAAAGCCCGGAAUAAAUGGGAAAGAUGGAUUACCAGGUGCGCAGGGCAUCGUGGGUAAGCCUGGAGAGAGAGGCCCCAAAGGAGAACGGGGUGAUCAGGGGAUUCCAGGAGACCGAGGCCCACAGGGUGAACGUGGAAAACCAGGCCUUCCAGGCAUAAAGGGAGCCAUAGGUCCUAUGGGCCCCCCAGGAAAUAAGGGCUCCCCGGGCUCUCCGGGGCACCAAGGCCUUCCAGGCCACCCAGGCCUCCCCGGCUCCCCGGCUGAUGUGGUUUCAUUUGAAGAAAUAAAGAAGUAUAUUAAUCAAGAGGUUCUGAGGAUUUUUGAAGAGAGGAUGGCUGUGUUCCUGUCUCAGCUCAAGCUGCCAGCAGCAAUGCUGGCUGCCCAAGCUCAUGGGAGGCCUGGUCCACCAGGAAAGGAUGGGUUGCCUGGGCCACCAGGAGACCCUGGGCCCCAAGGCUACCGAGGACAGAAGGGAGAAAGAGGGGAACCGGGAAUGGGGCUUCCAGGGAGCCCAGGACUUCCUGGGACCUCAGCUCCGGGCCUGCCAGGCUCACCAGGUGCCCCAGGGCCCCAGGGCCCCCCAGGACCCAGUGGAAGGUGUAACCCAGGAGACUGCCUGUAUCCCGUCUCUCACGCCCGUCAGCAGACAGGUGGGAAAUAACCGUACCUGAGGACGACUUGAUUCCCAGCCAUCCCUCCUGCUGUUGGAGCUUUCUUAGUACUGUCAGACCCUCAUGAUUCAUGGGUGACUUUUUUUUUGAUGUAGGCCAGACAUUAAGAGCAAAAAUUGGAAUUCUAUUCCUAUAGUAAUGGUGAGAUCAGUCUCUUUAGAAUUUUUCCAAAUUCAUUCCAUGUGUCUUGUUUCACCAUUAUUAUGAUUUUUAUUCAGAGUUUUCUAUGAAAUAUGCAAGCAAAUCAUAUCAUUAGUUCUUCUUCAAGAGGAAAUGACAUCUUAUGAUUUAGCAGACUGACGGCGAUGUGCGUCUUAUAAUCUCAUCGACUUGUAUCUGGCCUUUGAUUUCUGAAUUUUACAGUUUCAGACUUACCUGAAAGUUUUCUUGGUGUUUAAAUUUACUAGCAUUGCUAAAAAUCUCAUCACCUUUUUUGAUAUAGUGCAUUGUUCCUGCUGAAUGUUUUUUGACUACUUUUUAUAGCUUAAGAAUUCUUACACCGUCCUGUAUCCAUUCUACUUAUGCAGAGAAAUAGAUAGGCAAUAAGACCUUCACUUCAUAACUUAUAUUUUGGAAGAAAACCCAGGCGGCCGUUUUAUCAGGGAGCCCAAAAUCCUACCAUAGCCAACUGCUGAAAUGAUUUUGUGGAUUCUGUGUAAUGAGCUCCAUUCAAAGCAAUCCCACCGGCAUGAGUAUGUCCUGCAUAAGAAGGGAGGCAAGAAGUCAAAGCCCAGCACUGUGGCCCCUGCACUGAGCUUCUCAUUUGGGAAACAGAAAGCUGUUUUCCCUAGAAGGUAUCUGGUACUGAAGGCACCAAGCUGUCUUCGGUACUCUCGAAGCUUAAAGGGCCUCGCAAGGUCUUUGGGCCCCUGUAUCCAUUAUCCUUCUGACCUCAUCACUCUCAGAGUUUAAGAACCAGCCAUCAGAACAAAGGAUGGGACUUGUAGCAACUGGAAAAGAAACCCCCUUGACCUAGAAGAUGAAUGUGUGGUGUCAGCAGACGCAUACUGCCAAGCCCAGAAGCUCUGGUGGAGAAGGAUGUUUCUCAGAAGCCGCAGCCAGAGGUGCGGGGCAGAGAAGGAAAGCCACGAGACCCAACAUGCAGCCGGCGCCGAGACCAGAGAGUCCACGCACUGCGGGGAAACAGGCACUGCCCGGACCACGUCCUCUGGCCAGGAACGAGAAUGUGCGAUUGCCAACCACAGGGCAAAACGGUUCUUCUGUUGCCUGGCUCUACAUUAUUUUGAGAAACUGUUGGUUGAAAACAAUGGAUUUCCUAGGGCACCGAGCAUGAGGAUAUUGCUGACGUCUACGUGGUGGGUCCCAGGGAUGCUGAGAGCGCCCAGAGCCCUCCCGCUGCAGACAUCCCAUCCCGAGGCCGUCGGGGCAAGCUGGGGAAAGCUGUGAGCAGGGUCUCGUGGGGAGCGUUGCUACAUGAAGGCGGCUUCGUUCAAACGCACCCAGGGUUUGAACUGGGUCUCACUGUAGACGGAUGAACUGCUGGUCAGGUACUGUCUACGUGGCUGUGCGUACAUGCAACCUUUUCAUUAUUUCAUGUUGAAUGAUGCUGUAUAUUUCACUUCCAAGUUUAUUUAUUUUCUUUUCCAAGGUCAUUUUAUUUAUUUCAAGUGUUGUUAACUUUAAAUUGAUUUUCUUCUUCAUUUUCUUUCCUGUGCAAUACCUACAAUGGUGCUGUGUUUUAGACUUGACACAAUCAGAAUAUACAUACACAUUUUCUUAGUAAAAUGGUCAUUUAUCACUCCCCCCCAAAAAAAUGUAUAGAGAUCUAAAAUCUGGUGCUAUGUGUAUAUCUUGAGCUUUUAAUUUGUGGGACUUUAAUUUGUUGAAUUUUCUGAAAGCUUUACAACUCCUCUGCCACUCAUAAAUUUACUUGAACUUGUCAUAAAGCUCAACAUUUUAUAUGUUUUCAAAGAUUAUUUUUUCAAAUUAGUUAAUAGUUUGGUUCUCCUUUUGCCUCUUUGCUAAUCUGGAAGUAUUUAUUUUAGCAUUUUACUGUUUUCAUGAACUUUUUUGCUAUUGGUGAUCGAUGUAUUUUUGUUUUCUUUGAGUCGAUCCCUUCACAGACAUCAGAAGACUCGCUUCACUUUCUUGUUUUAUAAAUUCUGCUUAUUUUAAUUCCAGAGAAUAUGUCAUGUAUUCUUUCCUACAAAUGGUAUAUUUAGGAACUUUUCUUGUUCUAAAUUCCAUUAAGGCCGGGCUGGUUUAUUCCUGCUUCAAGAAUCUGGAUUUAUUCAGCUGGUUUGAGGAGCUGGUGCAUAUUACAAGGUAGAGCUGUCACAAUGACACAGCCUGUUUUUUAACAACCGACACACGUGACUCAAUCUACCUGGGGCGUAACCAGGGGAACAGGCUGUGUCACGUGGAGCGAGUCUCUCCUCAGCCACCUGUGUGUCCACCGUCUCAUCUCUGUACACGAGAUGCGGCCAAAAGCAGCAAGAAAGCCUGAGUCCAGCUAACACAACACCAAAUAAAGCGGAGAGUUGGCAGUUGCCUGAUUCUUUUAACAAAAAGAAAGGGGAUAAUUAAGGCCCCAAAGUCGGGUGUGAAAAUUUCCCCUAACUGGCUCAGUGGUUGCCAAUUCUCUUGUAUUGUUUUUGUUUUUUCCAUUCCAAAACUUUGUUUACUUUCACACAGAUGUCAGUAAUGUCCACAGCAGGGAAAAAGAAUGACCACAUUUCCUGAAUUAUCUCUUCUUUGGACUCCAGACAACAUAAGUGUUCAAAUACAAAAGAAUUUUGGCCAUGAUGGCUAUUAAAUAUUAAAAUUGUGUUUACCCUAUAUGUUUGAUUUCCAGUCUAACAUUUUAUACCAAGGUCAGUUAACACUGUCAGAUAGAAAUCCUUCUAUGCAAAGAACAAGAUAUGACUUCAAUUAAUAUUUAUGCCCUUUGUAACCUAAAGGAAAAAGGAAGAAUAAUUCAUGAGUUUGUUCAUUGUUCUUUCCUACUGAAGACAUUAACCAUUUUUUCAUAACAGAAACACAGCCAGUCUUAACCUUUGAAAUUUUUCACCUCAUGAUCAAAGUAAUUUGAUUAAUGACUUUAAAGUAUUGAUAAUCCCAUAAGCUUAUUUCUAUGUUUCAUGACAUUGUUGAAACUUUAAAAUUGUAGUCAAUUUUAUUAUAGAACUUCAGUGAUUAUCUUAAGAUGUGUUAUCUGUAAAAGAUGCCAUUUGAUGUUUGGGUUAUAAAAUAAUGUUUUAUGAAUAUGUUUUAGGAGUUAAAUAAGAUUUAGCCUUUCUGCAGUCUUUCUAAUCUGUUGAGAACCUGUGAUAUACCUCCUGUUGUCCACAAGAUGGUGUUUAAAGCAAUUUGUAUCAGAAGAACUGAACAGACUUGCAGAAAUACAAAUCUAGAAACAGUUUAGUGGGCAACAACUCAGUCAGAACCUUUGCUUUUGCACUUAUUCUUUUUUACUUUUGUAAAUAAUUUCUUGUUAAUUUAUCUUUUGUUAUCUUGUUUUGUUCAUUUAUAUUUUUCUUCAUUUUAAGUAUCUUUAUGAAGCAGGCACAGUAACUCUUGAUUUGUUGGCUAUUUCAAUUUUAUUUCGUCAGGGGAUUUAUAUGCCUAGUUAACUUGCAAAGUUACUAUUUGUAACUUUAGUUUGUAUGCUACCCUCCUAUUUUAGUGAUUAACAUGAAAACCCCUGAGGAAUCAUCUUACCUUCUAAACAGAAGAGAAAGUCUCUUUUGGCAAAUAAAAAGAAUCUGGCUUAUCACAAGAAGUAGACCAUUUACAGACUUAGACAAUGUCCAAAUCUCCACAUUGUUCAAAGUACUUAAAAUUUUACAAUUAGAUUUGUAUAAUUAUAUUUUUCUAGAAAUGUAUCACUGUUUACAAAAGCAAGAUAAGGAACACUAUUUUUCAAAAUACCAUUUAAAUUUUCCUAACACUGGUAAUAAUAUCCUGAUAAUGAGAACCUCCAGGUUAAGUUAUAUGCUUAAGUUUUUUCCAAUGAAGUCUCAGAAUAGUUUUGCAGGUUUGUUCAUUGCUCUCGUUUUUAAAUUAUUUUUCACAUUUGUCCGUGUCCACCUUCUUAAGACACACAAGUGUUUAUUGUCACUGCUUCCCGUGUUCUUUCCCAGUACUCUAGUGUGAAGGAUCAGACCCCUUUUUAUACCCCUGUCUCUCUCUCUCUCUCUCUCUCACGGGUUACACGGCCUUCCAAGAGGGGGAGGUGCAGACAGAAUUGAAUUUGUGUCUUUUAUGCCUAUUACUUCAAAACAACUUAGCCCGUUGAAUUGUAUUCAUUCAUUAGUUGCCAGGUAAAGGUAGCAUUAAUGACAUUAAAUGUGUUUAACUACUAGCAGUCUCAGGAAACAAGACAAAUUGAUAACUUCAGUUUUAUUGUGCGGUAUAGCUGGAGCUGUGACCAAAACAUUUCACUCAGCAAAAUCAUGCCAGGGUAACUGGUCAAGCUCGUUACAUUGAAUGAAGAACCAGAUGAGCACAGAGACCUCAUCCAGAGAAGCAGACCCAGAAUAGCAAAAGUUUACCUCGAAGAUAAGGCAGGCUUAUAAAACCAAGCUAAGUCUAAGAAAAUCUAAAUGGAAAAAAUGUCGUGUUCAGAGCCAGCAGUGAGUGAUACAGGUUACAACUCAAAGAGUUACCUACUCGCCUCACGAAUUUGUCAAAAGAGAAUACUAAUAAAGCGGGAGGUUUCACUAAACCCGGGGGUAGUUCAAUAAGCUUUGAGUUUAUCAGGAGGGUGUGUGUCGCGUGACGAUUAGAAGCGUAUGGGUAUAAAGAUGCUAAUUACAUGACAACUUUUUAUCUGGCUGUAUUAUUUAAAGUACCUUUUAGGGAAAAAUAUUUUUCGGUGUAUUAAUGUAUUUAAAUUCAGAUUGUUUCAUGGCAUAUUUUAUAACUAUUUUUAAGAUUUAGGAUGCAUUUUUUGCCCAUUUUGUUUGUUCCCUAUCUUACCUCAUCAAGCUCUUUAAUUCAACAUACUGAUGUGAAGUGGAAUGGCGCUAGUUUUUUGCUAGAUCCCACAUGGAUAUAACGCUUUGAGGCCUAGAUUCCUGUUUGUUCAUGAUGCAUAAUGAGCUUGUCCGUUAUCUCAGCAAUAAAGGAUUUGACCCUAAAUCGGGGAAUUCCGAGGUGCCGUUGUUAACAGCAUCUCUUCUUUGGCCGAAGGCUCACAUUUCCGUCAUUCUGAUGGGUCUCAACCACAGGGCAACUGCGGAAGCACUCACAUGCCCCGCGUGAGCCACACGGAUGCCCAAGGAACCAGCAAAUGGGCCUAUUGCAGGGUCUGGCUCGACACCAUGCUGGUAAUUACACUUAUGUUUGUCACAUGAAUCAAUGCUUAGGUCGUAAUCAUUAAGUUUAUAGCCCAUCUCCAGGGCAGCUCAUAAAAAGCUUGGUCUAAUGAUUUCAGAUGAGAAUUAAAAGCAGAAAUAAAGGUCAGCGAGUAGCCAGGCCUUUGUGACUUUUGUCCCACAGAGUGAUCUGCUCACUAAAUCACGUGGGCUUGAGCGAGACGAGAAUGUCACAGUUAACUUUUCUCAUAAACAUAAGCUCUUCCAUCAUGAGUGACAGGCCAAUAGGCGACGAAAGGUUAAAUACACAGCAUGUUUCCUUCACUGAGAUGAAUCACACGAAAACAUGCCAGUGGAUUUAGAUGUCCGCUUAGACUGGGAAAUGAUUUAUGUAGUUCUUCACUGUCCUCACCCUCAGGUCCCCUUAUGACAUAGUAUAUAAAUUGACCGUGUGCUAAGAUAUCUCUAAGAUAUUUUCAGAUCUUUUCAUACAAGAAUUUUCAACUUGGAGGUCAGAGACAAUUUCAAAUAAAUCUUUAAAAAAGUUAGUUUCUUGGAGCCAGUUUCCAUCAUUUGUUCUCUCUGUAGGUUUUCUUAGAAAACUUGGCGUCAAGAGCAGGAUGUGAAGGCAUUGUUAAGGGGAAAGUUAGCAUGGAUUCCCAUUUAUUACGAUUAAAAAUAGGUUCAGUCAGCAUCCUCUUUCUGAUAACCAGAUCUAACAAAUACAUUACAGUUCCUCUAGUUAAUCAUUUCAAGAGCACUUGGGCAUGUGUAUUUAUAGCCAUACAUUCUUAUGGUAAACCAAUUUUGAUUUAAUAUUUACCGAGCCAUGUGCAUUAAUGCUGCCAUGUCCUAGAUCACAAGCUCGCUAACAGACUCAGUACACUGCUGAAAAGUAUCUAUUUUACUCUAGGAAAAAAACAAAGAGACUUGACCUAUAUUUAUUGAACACAAACCUUCUAAAAAGAUAUUUUAAAUAACUUAUGUCCAUUCCCUGUUUGUAAACGGCAGGAUUACUAGUUGGCUAGUAUUUUUUUUUUCUUAAUAUUGCUUUUUCACACCUUUUGCCAGGGCUCCCAGAAAAUGUUUAAAAGCAAUUCUCUUGAUAUUUGGUGUGAUUUUAUGUAUUUCUAGUGAUCUUCCCCGCAUACUGAUCUAUUUUUAAACCCAGAGAUGUUGGAUAUCAGAGAGGCUGUAAUAGCCAAAAAAUUAGAUACUAUAAUCAGAGGUGAUCUUCUAAAGCAGGGAUUUACAUUCAGCUUAUUUCAGGCUGCAAGUAAAUCAGAUUUUAUUUAUGAUGUUUAAGAAUAGCAAUAUUCGUUUAGUCAGCUUGAAGUAUUGUGUCCAUAAAUAAUCAAAUCAGUCAUGAAACUGAUGGGACUCAUUCAUACUCCUCUGCUAGACAAAGUCAAUUAUCCCAAACUAUGCCAGGCAAUUGAUGUGCUCAGUCACCCCGGGAAGUGAUGUCCAUAGUUUUUAAUCAACCUGUCAGAUCUUUGGGAUGAAAACCAGGUCAGGAUGCCAUAGAAGCACUGACUGGAAAUAAAUCAUUUGCCCUUGGGUAAGUGACAUGCCCGUUUCUAACCACCUGUAUUUAUUCACAUGCUCUUCUCAACAACUCUGACACUUCAUCCAACUUUGAAAAAUAAUCCCAAAGGUUUUGAAGAUUUCUGUUUUGCUAGAGAGAGAGAUUUGGUCUAAUUCAGUAUUCAUCAACUCUCUUUCAUGGAGACCAUUUGUGAGAUGCUUUUCUUUGCAAUUUCUCAGUCAAGUAUUUACUGCUUCUGUAAACUAUGUGACCGAACUGGAUUUACAGUGGACUGUUCCCACCAUUUGGAAUGUGCUCAUCUUGCCCAAUCUCUCUGUAAGUGGUUGUUUCCGGUCUUGCUGUAUCUGGGAAGCUUGCUGUACUGCCUUUUGUAUAUCAAGUUUGGAAAACAGUUGAUUCAACUUUUCUUUGAAAUUUUAUUUUUUUUUUUAAUUUUCUUAUGAACCUGAAAGUAUAGAACUGAGAAACGUAUUUAUUUGGUUAUCUAAUUUUUCUUUUGUUGUAUUUGACGAUGUUACUCCAAUUAAAA